This is a messenger RNA of Nematolebias whitei (Rio pearlfish), 1703 nucleotides long. RefSeq names its product trypsin like peroxisomal matrix peptidase 1 (gene tysnd1). The transcript has 5 exons. Lineage: Eukaryota; Metazoa; Chordata; Actinopteri; Cyprinodontiformes; Rivulidae. Gene Ontology annotation, cellular component: peroxisome. The record is from RefSeq and is a predicted model, not a curated record. Bases 114 to 1703 code for a protein of 529 amino acids. Gene Ontology annotation, molecular function: serine-type endopeptidase activity. Gene Ontology annotation, biological process: regulation of fatty acid beta-oxidation; protein processing.
AAAACUUGAAUUCGCUGUGCCAUUUCAUACCAUAAAUGAGGCUCGUCUUCCUAUGUCAACAUUAGUCAGUAGAUAUUUGUAAUUUGUUACUUUCAAAGAAUGUUUUCCUUUAGAUGACCCGUUCUGCUUUUUGGUGCUUUUUCGGUAUGGAGUUAAAGGAAGUAGAGAGCUGUUGCUGUGUGGUCAAGGUUCAUUCAGGGGGGGCUUCAGCUAAAAAGUUAAUCAGCUGCAGCGGUGUCAUCGUCCAUCCUCAGACCAGCUCCAUCAUAUGCACCGGCCUCCCGUUUUCACGGUUUAUUACCGACAGACAGUCCCUCUCGGAGUCUGGUGUUCUGUUCCCGCGCAGCUUCAGCAGCAAACUCAAAAUCCGCAAGGCGUCUUCCACUCCCCCUGGAAACAGACCAGGUCGGCAAACAGAGGUUUCAGCACAGCUGUUGAUGCUGGUGAACUGCGUGCAGUUCAAACAAGCCUUCCUGGGCGUUUUCAAGGAGGCAGAGCAGUGGCGUUUCCAUGGUGAUGAUGAUCAGGAUGAUGAGCUGAUCAGGGAUGCACAGUUCCUCAGCUGGUUUGCUGUGCUCAGGGCAGAUGUGUUGGUGGACAGCAACUCAGGUGCAGGGACCGUCCCCUGGCAGAGCAGUUCGUCUCUUCAGAAAGGCUGCCCGGUUGUGGCCUGUGGCUCUCCCUUUGGCUCCCUCUGCUUAGAUCUGUUCAUCAGCACCCUAAGCCGAGGGAUCAUCAGUAACCUGACUGGAGAAGACAAUGCUGUAAUCCUCACAGAUGCUCGCUGUCUGCCAGGGACAGAGGGCGGGGGGCUGUUUGCAAUGGAAGGUGCAGAGCGUGUGCGUCUCAUUGGGCUGAUUGUGUCUCCGUUUGGCUGGAAGGCGAACGAGUGGAUUGGCCUCACUCUUGUCUGCUCCAUUCGCUGCAUCUUCAGGGACAUCAUCCAGUGCACAAGUGAUCAGAAUCCUCUCUGUGAUGCUUGGCUCCAUUCAGGAGAAGCUGACCUCCACAUGUGCACGAGAGCUCAGGUGUCCGAAGCUGUUAAAUACCCCACUGUGUGCUUUGUGGACAGUGGGCAGGUGUGGGGCUCAGGGGUUGUUGUCACCCCAAAGCUGGUUGUGACCUGCCGGCACGUAGUCAACGGGAAGUCUUCAGUCACUCUGAAGUUCCAUCACAGAAGAAGAGUCUGUCAAAUUGUUGGUGACAUCUUGUUCUCCACCAAACCAUCUUCACCGUAUGAUUUGGCUUUUGUUGAACUGAAAGUACCCGUCCCAGAAGCUGCGCUCCCUCGAAUGUCACAGAGCUUCAUUCCAGGUGCAGCUGUGGUUGUCGUGGGAUACGGAGGGUUGGGUCGAAACUGUGGUCCAUCGCUAACCUGUGGUGUCGUCUCCAAAUCCAUCAGCGUGAACCGCCAGCCAGUCAUGCUCCAGACCACAUGUGCAGUCCAAGCAGGAGCCAGCGGAGGUGCUGUGGUGCACAAACAUUCUGGAGAGCUGCUGGGAAUUGUGUCCAGCAAUGCACGGGACGUGGCUGCAAGAGUGACUUAUCCGCACCUUAACUUUAUCAUCCCAGUGACGGUUUUCCAGAGAUCGUUGCAGGAGUUUCACCACACCAGAGACGCUGAUGUGUUCAGAGCACUGAACACUACAGAAACAGAAGCCAGGCGGGUGUGGAGGCUACAAGGUGCACAAAGCAAACUGUAA